This is a messenger RNA of Funneliformis caledonium, 264 nucleotides long. Lineage: Eukaryota; Fungi; Glomeromycota; Glomeromycetes; Glomerales; Glomeraceae. The record is from the annotation of a GenBank genome assembly.
AUGGCAGUCCCAUUUCCGUCCACCUACCACUACUCUACAUGCCACAAAAGGACCAAGACUGCAUCAAAGGCUGGGCAUUACCCGCGUCACAAAUGGGUUUGUCAUAAUAAACGAGCAUUUUCAUUUGUACAUAAUAGAUCGAUGGUCAUGACAUGGAAUGAACGUUGCCCUAUAUGUGAAAAACUAUUCAAAUGUGACGAAUGCGGUCGCAAUGAGCAUAUUCACGAUGUUGACGAAUAUGAUGGCGAAUAUAAUGACGAAUGA